CCCCCCGAGUCCAGCCUGUGACUCCUGAUCCUGCGAAGCCUCCUCCCUGGAGAAGUGGCCUCCCUGACCUCCUUGCCUUCGUGACCCUUGAACUCAGUCCGUUCUAGCUUCCCUCCCGGAGGUUCCCAUUCUUUCCGGCUUCUCCUUCCCUCCAAGGAGCAGGUCCGUCUGUCCGCUCCCGCCUGUCCCCUGACGUUUCUGCUCUUCUUGUGCCCGGCUUCGUCUCUCCGUUUGGAAACGAAGCUUGCUUACUCAACUGGUCUGCCGAGGUUCCCCCCCGGUUUUCAAAGGAGGGCACCGGCUAUGCCCCCUGGCUGGGGGAAGUGGGGGGUCUAAAACGCUCACUAGGGACCCUGGGGGGAGGGAGGAGGGGGGUCUCCGGUGGUGGUGGUGGCCUGCUGUUCACAGAUCAAUUGGUGUGAGCCCCAACCUCUCUGCGGCCUGGAAGAUCGAAACCCCCCCUACACUCUCCAACUGUGUCUCGGGAUGGCAGCGAUGCCCAGAUGGAUGCUCAUAGAGUGCUAGGGACGUCAGGCAAGUGGCACAGGAGCAGAAGUUGUGGCCUGUCUCUUGCGGAGCAAAUUAGGUUCCAUUCAGACUGGAUAUGCAGGAUUCAUUGUCUUAAGCAAUUGGUUAAAAAACUUGAUUUGCUUUAACCCAGAGAGCCCUUUUGGCUAUCAUUAGCUUGACUUAUUUCAAAGCCAUCCAUAGGAAGUUUGGAGUACAGUACAAAUCGACUCUCCCCCAUUGUACACGCUUCGAUCAGCACCAUGUCGACGUCUUCACUGCGCCGUCAGGUGAAAAAUAUUGUACAUAAUUACUCUGAAGCCGAAAUCAAGGUUCGCGAGGCUACAUCAAAUGACCCUUGGGGCCCAUCUAGUUCUCUCAUGUCUGAAAUUGCUGAUCUCACCUACAAUGUGGUAGCCUUCUCAGAAAUCAUGAGCAUGAUCUGGAAGCGUCUCAACGAUCAUGGGAAAAAUUGGCGUCAUGUCUACAAGGCGAUGACACUUAUGGAGUACCUAAUAAAGACAGGUUCAGAGCGGGUUGCCCAGCAGUGUAAGGAAAAUAUAUAUGCCAUCCAGACAUUAAAAGAUUUUCAGUACGUUGACCGGGAUGGCAAAGAUCAAGGGGUCAACGUGCGGGAGAAGGCCAAGCAGCUGGUGGCCCUCCUUAAAGACGAUGAGCGUCUCAAAGAAGAGCGGGCCCACGCCCUCAAAACUAAGGAGAAGCUGGCCCAGACUGCAACUGCUUCUUCUGCUUCAUCGUCUUUGGCAAAUGCCCCAGUAGAAGCAGAGCAAGCAUGGCCCCAAAGCAGUGGGGAAGAAGAGCUGCAGCUGCAGCUGGCACUGGCCAUGAGUAAAGAGGAAGCGGAGCAGGUAAGCGCCAAGCCCCCUGCAGUGGCCGACGAAGACCUACAGCUCCAGCUAGCCCUUAGCUUGAGCAAAGAGGAGCACGACAAGGAAGAGCGGAUCCGGCGUGGGGAUGACCUUCGCCUCCAGAUGGCCAUUGAAGAGAGCAAGAAGGAGACGGUGCCUGCCAAGGAGGAGUCAUCCCUGAUGGACCUUGCUGAUGUCUUCACUGCUCCACCACCCGCUGACCCGUGGGCCACUCAGCCUCCUCCUGCUGACCCUUGGGGCAACGCUGCCACGGUUGUGCCCACAGCUCGUACGGACCCAUGGGGACCCCCUGCUGCUGGAGCAGCCCCUACAGGAGACCCUUGGGGAGCUUCCGUAGCACCUCCUGUACCCCCCUCAGACCCUUGGGGAGCCCCGCCAGUUGUCAGCGCUGACCCCUGGAAGGCCGAAGGUGGGGCUUCCGUGGGGCCUACCACAGCAACACCCACAGACCCAUGGUCCUCCAGCAUGGCUCCCACAUCCCAAGGGCAGCCUGCUCCUGAUCCUUGGGCUCCAGCGUCCACUUUUUCAGAUCCCUGGGGGGGCUCCCCUUCUAAGCCUAGCACCAACGGCAUGGCAGGUAAGGCUAAUCCUUCUGCCCCAUCCUUCCUCUUGUGCCCUGUUCCUCUCCCAGCUGCCAGAGGCUUUGAGCAGUUUGAUGACAGGGACAGGGAUGAAUUCUCUGAUUUUGACAGCCUGCGCCCAGCACUGCCCAAAUCUGGAAGCAGCACAGGUGAACUGUCCCUCUUAGCAGGGGAGGUCCCUGUUUCUCAGGCUGGCAGCGGCAAGGACAGCCCCUGCGCUUUUGAUAUGGCUGCCAUGGUUGGGUCACUGCCAGAGACCUGCAAGCCAAUGCGUAAAACCCCCGAGUCGUUCCUGGGUCCCAACGCAGCCCUCGUUGAUCUGGACUCUCUGGUCAGCAAACCUGCUGCUCCAUCCAGCAGCACCAAGGCUUCAAACCCUUUCCUCGCCCCUGGUUCAGCUCCCGCCCCAUCUGCCUCGGCCACCAAUCCAUUCCAGGCAGCGGCAGCCACCCCGCUGUCACUCAAUCAGCUGCGUGUCAGUCCAGUACUUCCGUUGUCCCAGCCAGCACCACCAGCGUUUCCUGCCACGGCUCCAAUGGUCUCCGUAUCCCCCAUGGCUCCCGGGAUGCCCUUAACCUCUGUUUCCCCCAUGAUGGCGGUGCAGCCCUUGGGAGCUGUUCCACCUCUGGGGCUGCCUGCCAUGGGGCUGCCCCCUCAGAGCCUGCCCCCUGCCGGCGUUGUUCCCAGCAGCACUUCGGCCUCCACCCUGGGGAGCACCAACCCCUUUUUGCUAUAACAGGGAGACCUUUGGCCUGGUGUUGACCACCCAAACAUCCCCUUUUGCCCUGUGUUCCCCAUUGGCAGUGGGGGCCCUCCUACAGCAGCCACCAAGCAGGGGCAACUGGAUUGGGGUGGGAGGGAGGUGGAAGGGAGGGACUCAAGCCCUUGCAGGCCCUCCACCCACCAUGUUGGGAGGUCAGGAGAGACUUUCUGCACAUUGAUUUCCCCUUUCUCCCCAGGCCUGCUCUGCGGGGACCUGGGAGGAUCUGUUUGUACUACCAAAGUUGAGGGAGCCGCAGUGGCUACACCCAGUGACUAAUUCAAUGGGGAGGAAUCUAGUCACAAAAGCAGAACUGGGGGAAGGGGGCUUCCUUAAAAAUGAUGUUUGAAUCCUCUCCCACUAUUUUUUUUGGGGGGGAGGGAGUACCUAUCUGGGAGGUAAUGCCAGAUUUGGAAUAUUGAUAUUCCUUUUUUUUUUGUUUUUUUGUUCAUCAAUCUCUGUCUUCUCCGUUGUGGAAGGCUAGAAGAAAGGGAAAUUGCUAACUUCCUACCUCUGUGAUGCUCCAGAUGAAAUUAUUUGGGGAAAGGAAGACAUAACCUUUAAAAAAAAUUUUUUUUUUCUUAGAUACUCCCUUCCCUUCCCUUUUGAAUGUUUGUUGCAUCUUUUUCAACCUCCCUUUCUCCCCACAGCCCCUUAGCUGGGACCACUUUCUCUGGGUUUGGGGGGAUUUCCUCCCCCCUGAGGAAGUAGGAGGUGGUGUGGGGGGGAGGCAUAAUAGGAACAAUUGACACCUUAGAAUACAUCUCCCUCUGUUCUUAGGGUCAAGGGGGAUGCCACUAACUUUAAUGCCAGAGACCAAAACUAGGUCAUAAUCCUAGGCCACUCGACCCCUCGUGCACCCACUUUCUGCAAAGGAUACGGACCCCCGGAAGAAUAUCCUUUUGCAAGAAAUGCAGGAUCUUGCCAACGCAUUGAGUGGGUCAACGGUGGGGAGGACCUUGAAACACUCCACGCAACCUACUGUGAAGGGAAAACCAGGCGUUCUGAGAUGCUAGAAAGGCUUUAAAGGCAAAACUCCCACCCUGGACCACGACUAGACUUUCUUGGCCCGUGUCCUGGAAGGCCUGAAGGACGGAAGCCCCUGCUGCGUUUUGGAUCAGCAGGACCUAAAAUUCUCCGUCCUGGUCUUGCAGGCCACGGCCAACUCAACCGAGGAGACGAAGAAACCUACCGAAAACUGUGCGGCUUGGUGGCCAGCAGAGUUGAGCAGCUCCUCCUGCCUCCGGCCCAGUGACCUUCCAGGCACGGCCUGCGUGGCAGCCUCCUUCCGUGUCUUUGAGGGUUGGACGCCCUGUGUGGCCCACCAGGAAAAUGCCACUUCUCAGAUGCCCAGCCAGAGAACAGGCCUGUGCUUCAACCAGCGCGACUCUGAAAGAGCCUCAGAUCUUCUUGGGACUGGUGUGGGGAGCAGAGGGAGGGACAGGAGAUGUUGGGUGGUCACUUUUUACCCCUUCUACAGCAGCAGCAGCAGCUUGGUGGGGGGAAGGGAGUCAUGGCUGUGUGUGUUUGUGAGUGUGUGCGUAUGUGUAUGUGUUGCUGCUUUUCUAAAUUCUUUGAUGCUGGGGAGGGGCACUCGUUAGCACCCAGGACAAUCUGUUUGGCCUUUAUUUUCUCCCCCCCCUCCAAAUAAAUUCUUGGAAUGCGUUUCCUAUGCCUUCCUCAGCCACCCCACCCCACCCAUCAUGCUGGGGUUGAUUUCUCCCCCUCCCAUAUCGGUAUAUUUGAAUCAUUGUGUCAUUUAUUGGGGGUGGGGAGUGAUUUAGCUGUGUGUGACCCUCCCCCUUGGCUGAGUCCCCCUGCCUCCAUUUCCCCCUCCCAGGUUUCUAACCGAUUCUGGUAUGCUUCAGAAAAAAAAAUGCUAUUACUGAAAUGUAAUAAAUGGAAAUUCUUCUAUGGCACCCAAA
Molecule: messenger RNA, 4663 nt
Organism: Thamnophis elegans (Western terrestrial garter snake)
Lineage: Eukaryota; Metazoa; Chordata; Lepidosauria; Squamata; Natricidae
Gene: EPN1
Product: epsin 1
Exons: 11
Coding region: 771-2714 (647 amino acids)
Biological process (GO): endocytosis
Cellular component (GO): plasma membrane; endosome; clathrin vesicle coat
Molecular function (GO): clathrin binding; phospholipid binding
Source: RefSeq, a predicted model, not a curated record